This is a messenger RNA of Biomphalaria glabrata, 1501 nucleotides long. RefSeq lists its product as uncharacterized. The record is from RefSeq and is a predicted model, not a curated record. Lineage: Eukaryota; Metazoa; Mollusca; Gastropoda; Planorbidae. The transcript has 6 exons. The coding region runs from base 109 to 1293 and encodes 394 amino acids.
UCUAUUUCAGAAUCAUUUCUUCAUUGUAAUAUUUUAUUUCUAUAAGGUUUCACUUAAUAUACAAUAGUAGAAUAGUUAACCGUUGAACGAAUUUAGAAUUCGUCAAAGAUGUCCUGCAAGAAAAAAACUCAAACUGAUAGAAAAGUGUCUAAAAAUCUCAUAACAGAAAAAAACAGUACAGACAUUUGUUUUCAUCAAGACAAUUGUGGAAAUAAUGUUUGUCUAAAGGAUCAGACUGACCUAGCAGACUUAUCCAGUCUUGGGGAUGAGAAUCAAGAUACAGAUCCUCAUUAUUUCACCAGUGACCUGUCCAAAGUCCAGUCAGAUAAUGUUAAAGAUAUACUAAUUGGUGAUCAUGAAACUCAGGAGUCAGAAGGUGGAGAAGCUGAUCUUCACAAACAUCUUGUUGGCUGUAAGAAGAAUCCAGGUCAUAGACAGUUUAUACCUGUUGAUACAUUCACUUUGAAACAUUUACCUGAAGGUUUUCAAGACAAAGAUUUGUAUAAAUACAUCAAACUUAUAGCCGACCUUACAUUUAGAGUAGAUGUUAGAAUGUUCAGUCCACACAGACCAAAGUUUUGGCCAAAGACAACUCAACCAUAUCCAUUUUAUAACAUGAGUGAGAGAAGAAACUUGAGGACAGGAAGUGGAAGAGUGGGGUAUGUAUACAAGUUUCAAGAUGGAGUAACACAAGAUGGAGGUUAUGGAUGUACUGCCUAUACAAAGUGUUGGUGUAAAAAAUGUGAAGUUUCAGACUCACCCAGCAAAGUGUGGUGGGAGUUUAAUGUGUACACAGCCACACAUGUUGUUUUUGAUGACAUUGAGGCCAAUCACACGAUCUUGAGAUUGUUUUAUGAUAGAGAUGAAAGUCCAGUGGUCAGUGUUGAUAAGGUCAGUGUUGUAGAUGUAAACGUUGAGUAUGACUUGUGUUGGUUGAAAUGUGUGACAUGUGACACAAAUGUAGGAAAAAAACUGAGGGAAAUGUGGAAACAUUUUGAAAAUGUCUUGAGGAAAGUCUUGAACAAAUACAGAGACUCUAGCUCUAAACACAAGCUGAACUUUAUAGUGUCACAUCCUCAUGGAUGUUCUAAACAGGUCAGUGUUGGUCAAUGGAAGGACAGACUAAAGGUGGAUGAACGUACCUCUCAGUUUACUUAUACAACUUGUACAUGUCCAGGAAGUAGUGGAGCACAUGUCCUAUGUUUGGGGUAUAAUGACUGGACUUGGCCUGAUCUUGUCCACAGUGGAAGUAAGUCUGGAAUAAAUUACAGUGGAAUUAGUCUUCUCUACUGAGUUGUUUGUCUUGUGAGUUGUCAAGCUCCAUUUGGAAGAUGUUUGUACUUGAGAACCCUUGAAAUUCUGAGUAUCAAACUUAACUGUCUCUUUUGUCUUGAGAUAAAUACAUUUAUACUUUGUGAUAAAUAUUUAUAGAUUUGUUUACUAUAAACAUUUUGUUUUGGACUUUGUUCUAGUUAUGUAAAUAAAUUGUGUAAGCAAUCUU